AUGCUGGGAAAAAUAUCAAAAAAAGCAAAGAAAGCUGUUCAAGAACAUUCUUCAAAAAAUAAUUCAGAUUCACAAAAUAAUAAUAGUAGUGGUGGUGGUAAUAAUGGCGGUGGUAACAAUGGUGAUUCAAGUAAACAUAACAAUUUAACUGUAGCUAUAAAUAAAAAAGGUGGAGUUGCUCUCAACUAUAUUCUAAAAAGAGCUCCAAAUCUCUUACCUGCUGUAGCAACCACUGUAAAACUUCUUCCUAAAAUAACUAAAAAAGAUAAAAAAAAUAACCAGAGACAUAUACAUCAUAAUUUUGAUCAUACAAAUAACACCAUAAACAAUCAUAAUGGGAUUCAUCAAAAUCAUCAAAACAUUGAUGAUCAUGAUAAUGAUGACAAUAGUAGCGAUCAUUUAUCUGUGGCUUCAUAUCUCGUCAAUAAUAAAGCGUUAUCUCCUGCUCAAAGGCGUGGUUCAAAAUCAUUAAAUGAAGUAGAUAUUAGUGAUUAUAGUAGUAACAAUAGCAGUAUUAAACGUACUUUAUAUCAUGAUUAUGAUAUAUUAUCAAUAUUUAAAUCUUCAUCACCUUCAAAUCGUAAUGAUGUACCAGAAAUCAAUAUUCUUCCAGUAGACACUACUAAUAAUAAUACUAGUAAUGGUCGUCGUCCUCACUCAAGAUCAAAUAAUAAUUUCCCUAUAAUUAAAGAAGGCUAUCUCAAUAAAAAAAUAGAUUUUGACACAAAAUCAUUCUCAUCCUCGCCAUCUUCUGGUUGGAAAGUUUAUCGCGUAGUGUUACGUGGCUCAAAACUUUACUUUUACAAACCUCCUUCCGAAUCAGUAUUAAAAACAUUUUUUCCAAAUAAUGAUGAUUUAAAUAAUAUUAGAGAUUUAAAAUUUUCAAUAUUCUCAUCAAAUGAUGAUCACGGUAUGGACUUGAAUCCUGCUAAUUUUGAAUCAAGUGCAAAUAAAUUAAUCUUUGAAGAGACACCAACGUCAAAUCAAGAUUGGGAUUCAAAAUCUUUUAAUAGUACUCGUGUAAUACAGGAUCCAACACAAGAUCAAAAUCCAUAUAUACCAACCAGCUAUUCUCCCUAUAUUGCUCCCUUAUCUCAAUCCCCAUAUAUCAACUCUUUCUCAAAUAGACCAAAUGAUGAUGCCUCAUCUCUAAAAUCUUUUUCUUCUACAUUAAGAGCUUUUAUUAUGCCAAAUAACGAAUCAAAAUCCAUUUGGAUUAGUAAACUAUGGGAUGCUAAGAAAGCAAGUCUUAGAAAAUUGAUUAAAUUACCUGAUAAAGUUGAUUCUAAUUUAAGACAAUAUGGCUCAUCAAGGGACAAUAAUAAUAGCAGUACUGGUGGAAAUAGUGAUGGUGGUGGCGGUAACAAGAUCGAAUUUGCAAAUCUUCCUACACCUAGAAAAGCUAGAGCAUAUUGGGGCACCGAUAAACAUCCUGAAUUAAUUGUAAAAGACAUUAUUGAAGAUAAAUCCAGUGAAUUUAAAGAUGAAGAAGAAAAUAUUGAUGAUGAAUCCGGUAAAAUAAUUGAUAAUAAUGAUGAGGAUGGCAAAAUAAUUGAAAAUAUUGAAAGUGCUAACAAUGAUAAAUCCGAGAAAAUUGUUGAAAAUAUAGUGAAUGGUGAUAGCAAUGAGAUUAAGGAUAUUGAUAACGAGAACGAUGGCGAGGAUGAGAAUAAUGAAUCUAUUGAUAUAGUUGGGAAAGAUGAAAAUCUUGAAAACAGCGAUGAUGAUAGAAAUUCUCUUAAAGCCACUGAUGAAAUUGGCAAAGAUUUUGAUGAGGAUAGUUCAACUAAAUCACCAACGACUUUAGUUGAUGAUUCAACUUUUAAUUCUCCCAUUAAAAAGUCAUCCCAGAAAAUGAUUCGUGGGGGGUCGAUCGAUGCGUUAAUACAUGAACUUGUGUUUGAAAGUCAAAAGGGUGCCGAUGACGAUGACGAGUUUCUACAUGCAUUUCUUCUCACCUAUCCUCUAUUCAUAGAAUCGACCCAUAUUUUGCGCGAGUUACGUCGUUGUUCCAGUAUGAUAACUCCAAAGGCUGAUGUUAUUAACAAUAGAUUGAUUGUAAUUUUUAAAACAUGGUGUCAAAGUUAUACUAGAGAUUUGGUUAGGGAUGACUUUUGGAAUGAUAUUUUAAACUCUGUGGAAGAAAUAUUUCCUGACAAUGAAAAGGUUCAAGGUGCAAUGGAGUUAAAAAAUUUAUUACAUGAAAAACGUAAUGAAGUUCUUCAAUCAUCAUCAUCUAUGCCAAUUUCUUUAUCAACUCCGACUACAAUCACAACUAAUUCUGAUGACUCUGAAGAAGAAAAGCAUAAAGCAAUUAGCGACAAUCAAAUUGUCGAUCCGUUAUCUUUGGAUCUUUCUAAUUUGUUAGUUACUGGGUUAACUCCUGGCUUAUUUUUGAAAAUUGCUCCGGAAGAAUUAGCGAAACAAAUUUAUUCUUAUCAUUAUAUUGAGUUACACCGAUUGAAUCCAAAAAAUAAUUUAAGAAGUUUCAUGUCUCUGAAACACCGACCAAAUUCACCCACACCAUACAAAGAAAAUCCAUUAAAUUUCACUCAGACAUCUCCGCAUUUCAUCACACGAUUAAUCUACCAUCAUGUCUUGAUUGCAGCUCAACAGUCUGCUGCCUACUCAUCUCGUCGUCAUCUAAUCCUGAUGCAUUGGAUAAAAGUUGGUAUUAAAUGUAAGGAAUUGGGUGAUAUGGCAAGUUGGAUGGCUAUUGUUGUGGCUGUUUGUUCGCCUAGUAUAGUGAGAUUAAAGGAAACUUGGAGUAGGGUGGAUGAUAAUUUGAGAAGUAUAAUCAUUAAUGAUUGGAUUCCUCUGAUGUCAUCUUUUGGUGGUUUAGAAGGCGAGAUUGAUUAUAUUAAUAAUCCCAAGACACCACCUUUAACACUAUUACCUGAUAAAAAAGAAAAUCUUAAAACUAAACCAAUUCCUUAUUUUGGGUUUGUUACUGUUGCAUUGGAAAAAUUGUCUACUAACGUACCAGCUUUUAUUGAUAAAUCUUCUUCAUUAUCACCUGGGGAAGAUUUUAAUUUCAAUGGAAACUACACCAAUGCCAACAACAAUAGUAGUAGCCGCGUCAGCUCACGAAAUAACAGUAUGACUGGUACUAAUACCAUUAAUUUUGAAAAAUAUUGGAAAAUAUAUGAUACAAUUAUCAAUUCUCUUUCUCAAUGGCAACAAUUUGAUGAUAUUCAAGAAACUUCUUCAAUAUUAGAUCCAUGGCAAUUUUUUGAUUCCUCUUUAUCAGCUAUUCGUAAAAGUCUUGACCCGGCAUUUGAAAGUCAGGAUGAAAAACUUGCACAAUCAAUUGACAAGGUUGUGAGUGAUUCAGUACCUUCUUCACUGUACGAAAAUUCAAAAGAUAAUUUUAUGGAACAAAAGAAACAAAAUGAGCAACCAAAGCUGCUCGGAAAACAAUUAAGACACCACCAACAUCGACCAAGAACUAAGUCCAAAGUGGAGACUUUUUUGAUACAUGCCGUACGACCAAUAUCUGUAGUUGCAAAUACCAUAACAAAUACAUUAAAUCCUGGAUAUGCAUCCAAUUUACGAAAUCAGCAGCGAUCACAACAAAGUUUUAAACCAAUACUUGUCAUCAAUCUAAUUAAUUCUGAAAUAAUACCUGAAAACAAUUUAUCUCUUGAUUUUGUGUUCCGUAUCAUAAGUGAAGAAGGUGGUCAAUAUUUGUUUCAAGCCUUUAAUUUUGAUGAUAUGAAUGAUUGGAUUAAAGUUAUAAAAGGUGCGGAAAAACAAGGAGCAGAAAAACGUCAAACAAUAUUUGAAACAGAACCAAUAAUUAGAAUUGAAGAAGAAGAAAUAUCACAUGAAGCUGGUUCACGUAAUUCCAUUUUUGGAAAAGAUCUUGAAACAUUAAUGAUAGAUGGAAAUAUCCCAACCCUCGUUGAAAGAUGUAUAGCUGAAAUUGAAAAAAGAGGUCUUAUAGAAGUUGGAAUUUAUCGUGUUCCAGGAGCUAAAAACCUUAUUGAAAGAUUAACGGAAGAAUUUAACAAUGAUGUAGAUGCAGUAGAUUUGAGUAGUGAAACUUACAGUGACAUUAAUGUUGUGGCUAGUGUACUCAAACUUUUCUUCCGUUCACUUCCAGAACCUCUUAUGACCUAUGAAUUGUAUGAAGAGUUUGUCAAUGCUUCAAAAAUUAAAGAUCAUGAUGAAAGAUUUUAUGCAAUCAAAGAUCUUUUGUAUAAAUUACCAAGAGCAAAUUACAAUUUAUUAAAACGAUUGAUCGAACAUUUGGAAACUGUCACUGAUUGCGAAGAAGUCAACCACAUGUAUGCUGGUAACUUGGCAUUAGUAUUUACUCCUAAUAUACUCAAAUCACGUGAUUUUAUAGUUUCAAUGGGAAAUUUAGGGCACAAUAGUGACAUUAUCAAAUGUCUGAUACUUCAUUAUCAUUGGUUCUUUGAUGUGGAGAGAGAAGUGGAAGAAGUUGGAGAUAAUGGAGAAAUUGAAGAAGGGAUAGUUAGAGAGGGUGAAGAUGUAGAGGAGGUUGAGAUUGAGGAGAUGGAUGGGUUUGAUGUAGAAACUUCAGAUUAG
Molecule: messenger RNA, 4554 nt
Organism: Entrophospora candida
Lineage: Eukaryota; Fungi; Glomeromycota; Glomeromycetes; Entrophosporales; Entrophosporaceae
Source: the annotation of a GenBank genome assembly